ACAGGAGAAACUGAGGUCCAGAAAUAUUAAAAGAUCUGCCCAUGAUCACACUCAUAGCAAACAGCAGAGCCUUCUGAUGCUAAUGUAUACUUCAAAUUGUUCCCUAAUUUCUCCAUUAGGUGAAAGAGCUCCUUGUGUUUAGUGGUUGGAGGAAGUAUGGUUAGUUAUUCCCCUUCCUAUCUUCUCUAUCUCCCUUCCUGACCUCUUUCUUAUUUACUCUUAAGCCAUUGGUUCAUUAUCCCUACGUUAUACAACUGCACAGGGAUCAGGUGAUCUUGGAAGGAAAGGGGAGGGGAGAUUUCCAGGCCUGAUCAUAUAAGCAAGGAUGACCACAUGACUCAGAGGGGUCAGAAAUGGCAAGAGCUGAGGACCCCAGGACUGUCCUGAUUACCGGCUGCUCUUCAGGGAUUGGUCUGCAUCUGGCUGUAAAAUUGGCUCAAGACCCUCAACAGAGAUACCAUGUGAUCGCCACCAUGCGGGACCUGGGGAAGAAAGAGAAACUGGAGGCUGCAGCUGGAGAGUCUCUAGGGCGGACGUUGACCGUGGCACAAAUGGAUGUCUGCAGUGAGGACUCCGUGUCUGCCUGCCUAAGCUCCAUUAAGGGAGGGUCUCUGGAUGUGCUAGUGAACAACGCAGGUUUGGGACUUGUUGGGCCCCUGGAGAGCCUCAAUAUGACAGACAUCAAGAAGGUCUUUGAAACCAACUUCUUUGGGGUAGUCCAACUGAUCAAGGCUGUGCUGCCUAGCAUGAAGCAGAGACGUAGGGGCCACAUCGUGGUGAUCAGCAGUGUCAUGGGAAUGCAGGGUAUCAUAUUCAAUGACAUCUACUCGGCCUCUAAGUUUGCAAUAGAGGGAUUCUGUGAGAGUCUGGCUGUGCAGCUUCUGCAGUUCAAUAUCUUUGUGUCCUUAGUGGAACCAGGGCCGGUGAACACAGAGUUUGAAGCCAAGUUAAUGGCCCAGAUUUCCAAGGAUAAUUUCCCUGGCACUGACCCUGACACCUUGAGCUACUUUCUCAAUAUUUACCUCCCGGCAUCAAAGGAGAUUUUCCAGACACUGGGCCAGAGCCCCGACGAUGUUGUCCAGGCCAUCGUCCAGGUGAUUGGCUCAACACGUCCAUCCCUUCGUUAUCAGACCAAUGCUCUGUAUACGCCCCUGACUGCCCUGAAGUAUGCUGACCCUUCCGGAGACCUCUCCGUCCGCACUUUCUACCGUCUCCUCUUCCGCUGCCAGCCCUUUUUCCGAUUCAGUCUCUGUUGCCUGCGAUGCCUUACAGGGAACUGCCUCCGGCCCAGAAUCACACCCAUGUGAGGGGAUCUCACACCUGUUGGGGGCUCAGAGCCAUGUGAAAGGGACAGUAUGUAUGAGGAAGUUCAUGUCCAUGUAAAGAAGUCAUGUGUAGUCAGAGAUAGGAAUGAAUAUCAGUCAGAGGCUCUCUUUUCAGUCUUUUCAAGAAAUGAUGCUCGAAAUCCUAAAUUUAUAAUCCCUUCCAUUGGUGGGAGUUUAUUCCUGGACUCUGGCCUAAGUACCAGUCUUGUACUUCAGCCUUCUCCCUCCCACCCUCAUCUACACACUUCACUGUGAAUUUAGUAACACUUUGCAAGUGAAUCUGUAUUUUAUUUUAUUGGCACUUUUAAUUUAAUAUUUUAUUUUUUCUCAAUUACCUGUAAAAGCAACAUUCAUUUAAAACAUUCAUUAAAACAUUUUUUUGAGUUCCAAGUUCCUCCUUCCUGUUCUCCCCUCAUUAAUAAAGCAAGCAAUUUUAUAUAGGUUAUGCAAAGUACAUUUCUAUUUUAGUCAU
This is a messenger RNA of Sarcophilus harrisii (Tasmanian devil), 1797 nucleotides long. It is a transcript of the gene RDH8, whose product is annotated as retinol dehydrogenase 8. Gene Ontology annotation, biological process: estrogen biosynthetic process. The coding region runs from base 354 to 1307 and encodes 317 amino acids. The record is from RefSeq and is a predicted model, not a curated record. The transcript has 6 exons. Lineage: Eukaryota; Metazoa; Chordata; Mammalia; Dasyuromorphia; Dasyuridae. Gene Ontology annotation, molecular function: estradiol 17-beta-dehydrogenase [NAD(P)+] activity. Gene Ontology annotation, cellular component: cytoplasm.